AUGAUUUUCAACAUCGAUGACCUUGAAAUUAUAUUUCCUUAUGACAAAAUUUAUCCAGAACAGAUGUCCGAUCUCAAACGCACCCUAGACGUCGGUGGUCAUUGUGUGCUAGAGAUGCCAUCCGGAACUGGAAAAACGAUAUCACUUCUCUCCCUCAUCGUGGCAUAUCAACAAAAUCACCCCGAAAAACGGAAAUUAGUGUAUUGUUCCCGAACCGUGCCCGAAAUCGAGAAAGCUUUGAUCGAACUUAAACGAUUGAUGGCUUAUCGCGCGUCUCAACUGCGAUUACGAGCUGAACUCACAAAUGCUGGUCCAAUAGAAGAUGAGGAUUUCCUUGGGAUUGGGCUCACCAGUCGGAAAAACUUAUGUAUACAUCCAGAUGUGUCGAGAGAGAAGAAAGGAAAAGUGGUCGAUGCUCGAUGUCGCGACCUAACUUCUGCCUGGGCCUGCGAACAAGGCCGAGCCAACCCUGGAAGUGUGCCUCUCUGUGAGUUUCAUGAAAAACUCGGAGAACUCGAAGCUGGCGACUUGAUUCCACGAGGUGUAUGGACUUUGGAGGAGAUCACCAACUAUGGUCAUCAGCAAGGAAUCUGUCCUUAUUUCGCUGUCAGAAGGAUGCUAGCCUACGCAGAUGUCGUGAUCUAUUCAUUCCACUACCUACUGGAUCCAAAAGUGGCAACUCAAGUCUCGAAAGAGAUAUCUCCCAACUCUAUCGUCGUGUUCGAUGAAGCUCACAACAUCGACAAUGUUUGCAUCGAAUCUCUAUCCAUCGAUCUCAACAAAUCAAUCCUUGAUAACGCUGGCCGUGCUAUCGAAAACUUGGAGGUCAAGAUUCAAGAGAUCAAACGUACUGACGCCUCCAAGCUGCAAAAUGAAUACCAAAGGCUGGUACGAGGACUACAGGGCUCGGAACUCGAACAAGCUGAGGAUGAGGCUGGUGUGAUCGCAACCCCAGUCUUACCCGAUGAUCUACUGCAAGAAGCAAUUCCCGGAAACAUCAGGCGAGCCGAACAUUUCACGGCCUUCUUGACGCGUUUUGUGGAAUACCUGAAGACUCGAAUGAGAGUCUUACAUGUCGUAGCAGAAACCCCGCUUUCGUUCUUACAGCAUCUCAAAGAUCUUACGUUCAUUGAUCGCAAGCCCCUUCGAUUUUGUUCCGAGAGACUCACAAGUCUGAUCCGCACAUUGGAGUUAACGCAGCUAGAUCAAUACAAUGGUCUGCAGCAAGUCGCAAGCUUUGCAACUUUGGUCGCGACUUAUGAGAAAGGCUUUCUUCUAAUUUUGGAGCCAUUCGAGACUGAGAAUGCUACAGUACCGAAUCCGGUUUUCCAUCUUACUUGCCUAGACGCCUCACUAGCGAUCAAACCCGUCUUCGAUCGUUUCAGUAGUGUGGUGAUCACCUCCGGUACAAUUAGUCCACUCGAUAUGUACCCCAAGAUGCUCGGAUUCGAAUCGGCCGUCCAAGAAUCAUACUCCAUGACCUUGACUCGCAACUGUUUCCUGCCAUUGGUCAUCACUCGAGGUGCUGAUCAAGUCGCAAUCUCAUCUAGAUUUGAGGUCAGGAAUGAUCCUUCGGUGGUGAGAAAUUUUGGAACAGUCCUGAUUGACUAUUGUAAGAUCGUCCCAGAUGGAAUCGUAGCGUUCUUUCCUUCGUAUCUCUACAUGGAAUCUAUCGUGGCAGCAUGGCAUGAUAUGGGUAUCCUGAAAGAAGUGUGGAAAUACAAAUUGAUUUUUGUGGAGACACCUGAUGCAGUAGAGACAAGCAUCGCGUUGGAGAAUUAUCGAAGAGCUUGCGAUAAUGGAAAAGGUGCUGUCUUGUUAUCGGUUGCCAGAGGAAAAGUCUCGGAAGGAAUCGAUUUCGAUCAUAACUAUGGACGAGCAGUCAUCAUGUUUGGGAUUCCAUAUCAAUAUACUGAGAGUAGAAUACUGAAAGCUCGGCUCGAAUUCCUGAGAGACAAUUAUCGAAUCCGAGAGAAUGAUUAUCUGACAUUUGAUGCAAUGAGACAUGCAGCUCAAUGUGUGGGACGAGUAUUGAGAGGGAAGACGGAUUAUGGGCUGAUGAUCUUUGCUGAUAAGCGUUUCGCAAAAGCUGACAAACGAGCCAAGUUACCGAAAUGGAUCAAUGCGUACAUCACUGACACCGCUACCAAUUUGUCUACCGAUAUGGCAAUGGUCAUCUCGAAGCGUUUCCUGAGAUCAAUGGCCCAACCAUUUGAGAUUGGACAAGAUGGGAUCUCACUCUGGGGUGUCGAGGAGAUCAAAGCCCAGGAAGAGAAACGUAGAUUGCCUGGCCCAUCCGCAACAGCUGAAGAAGAAGAAGGAGACAAUUAUUUUGAUGGACUGGAAGAUCAAGCGCUGUUGGAUAUGAGACUUGGACCGGCCGAAUGA
Melampsora larici-populina 98AG31 is the source of this 2388-nucleotide messenger RNA. RefSeq lists its product as uncharacterized. Gene Ontology annotation, molecular function: DNA helicase activity; damaged DNA binding; ATP binding. The record is from RefSeq and is a predicted model, not a curated record. Gene Ontology annotation, biological process: positive regulation of mitotic recombination; nucleotide-excision repair; transcription by RNA polymerase II. The transcript has 17 exons. NCBI's taxonomy places the organism in Eukaryota, Fungi, Basidiomycota, Pucciniomycetes, Pucciniales, Melampsoraceae. Gene Ontology annotation, cellular component: nucleus. Bases 1 to 2388 code for a protein of 795 amino acids.